Malaya genurostris is the source of this 1137-nucleotide messenger RNA. Its product is annotated as pyridoxine/pyridoxamine 5'-phosphate oxidase-like. Bases 345 to 1070 code for a protein of 241 amino acids. Gene Ontology annotation, biological process: pyridoxine biosynthetic process; pyridoxal 5'-phosphate biosynthetic process. Gene Ontology annotation, molecular function: FMN binding; pyridoxamine phosphate oxidase activity. Lineage: Eukaryota; Metazoa; Arthropoda; Insecta; Diptera; Culicidae. The record is from RefSeq and is a predicted model, not a curated record. The transcript is spliced from 4 exons.
GAGAAACACCGAGAUUGAAAUUCAGCGCAGCAUUGUGUGUUUUAGUCUACAAUCUCUGAACAAUUCCAAUAGUUGUAUCAAAACUUACAACUUUCUUUACCCGUUAGGCACUUGAUUUGACUUAUCCUGACGCAAAUAGAAUAACAAUAUUUGACUUAGAAACGUCAAACGAAGUAAAUGGAGUGAAAUCAGCUGAUCUCGAAUGUCACAUACUGUUACUACUGUCAGUUUGUUUUCAUUGCUACAGUUUCUGUUUUCGUGUAUUCUGCGCAUGCUUCAUAUCAGCUGAUAAUAGAAGCUUAUCGCUUUGAAUGUGAAAUUUCCAGUUCGUACUGUCGCCACAGAUGAUAAAAAGAACAAUUGGCAGAAUGUCCAGCGUAGAUUUAUCCGCAUUGCGAAUCAAGUACAAAGAAAAGAAAGACAUAUUCCAAGAAUCCAGUAUCGACGUGAAAGAUCCAUUCCAUCUGUUCCGGAAAUGGCUGGACGAGGCCUGCAACACUCCUGAGAUUAUAGAACCGAAUGCGAUGUGCCUAGCUACGGCAAGCAAAGAUGCAGUUCCGUCGGCCCGUUUCUUGCUGUUGAAAGAUGUAACCGAUCACGGAUUUACUUUUUUCACAAACUAUGAAAGUCGAAAAGCAGAUGAGCUGGCCGAAAAUCCCAACGUGGCGCUUGCCUUCUACUGGCUUCCGCUACGGCGGUCGGUGCGGAUCGAGGGAACGGCCGAAAAAAUAUCACGCCAAGAUUCGGAAACCUACUUCCAUCAGCGACCUCGUGCCAGUCAAAUCGGUGCACUGGCCAGUCCACAAAGCAAACCAAUUCCGAACCGGGAAUAUCUGGAUCAGAAGGAGCAACAGCUGAAAGACGAACUGGGACCGGACGGAGUGGUACCGCUGCCAAACUGGGGUGGUUACCUGGUUCGACCGAAGGCUAUCGAGUUCUGGCAGGGUCAGACCAAUCGACUGCACGAUCGGAUCCGCUUUCGACGAGAUCUGCGCCCAGGAGAAACAGUCGAUGGAAAGCUUCUGCAUCACGGGGACAACGGCUGGAUGUACGAACGGCUGGCUCCGUGAGGAAUUGAUGAAACUGAUUGGGAUAUUACAACUUGUCUUCCGUUAGUCAAUAAAACUACUGCUCAGA